AUGCAGUUCACCAUCUUCACCCUCGCCGCUCUCCUGAGCCUCACCUCCGCCGCCGCAGUCACCAAGCGUUUCCCCUACUCUGCCACCUCCGUCCAGGCUCGCCAGAGCGAGAUCUGCGGUGGCCUCGCCACACCAUUGUGCUGCCAGACUGAUGUCCUUGGUGUUGCCAACUUGAACUGCGCGAACGCGGGCGCCGGUAUCGAAACAACAGAGGACUUCCAAGCUGCUUGCGCUGAAGACGGCACGACGGCUCAGUGCUGCAUUGUGCCGCUUGGUGCUGAUGGGUUGCUUUGCACUGCUGCUGCUUAA
Messenger RNA from Alternaria conjuncta, 309 nucleotides. RefSeq lists its product as uncharacterized. Gene Ontology annotation, cellular component: extracellular region. Bases 1 to 309 code for a protein of 102 amino acids. Lineage: Eukaryota; Fungi; Ascomycota; Dothideomycetes; Pleosporales; Pleosporaceae. The transcript is spliced from 2 exons. The record is from RefSeq and is a predicted model, not a curated record.